AACUGUUAUAGAUGUUCAAUAAACCGAUUGGACAGGCAACUUCCUUCUCCUUAGGUGGUGGAGGAGGACUGUUCGGAGGGGGAUCUCAAAUCCAGCAAACUCCCGCAACUGGAGGAGGUCUCUUCGGAUCGCAGCCUCAAACUCAAAACACCGGAUUCCUUUUUGGACAGCCUCAACAGCAGCAACAACAACAGCAACAGACCACGACUUUCGGUGGCUUUGGAGGCGGCCUUUUGGGAGCAAGUCAACCUCAGCAACAACAGAAUGCCUUCUCGUUUGGAGGUACAGGCUCUACUAACCUAUUUAAUAGACCAAACACUACAUUCGGAGUCGGUCAACCGCAGGCCACCACAAGCACCGGAGGUCUUUUCGGUCAGAAUACCACCUUCAAUUCUGCCACAGCCCCAGUGGGAACCACAAUUAAGUUUGCUCCUCUAUCUGGACAAGAUACGAUGAUGAAGAAUGGAAUAAGCACGAGUGUCUCAACUAAACAUUUGUGUAUAACUGCUAUGAAAGAGUAUGAUUCGAAGUCAUUGGAGGAGUUGCGGAUGGAGGACUACGCUGCCAAUCGAAAAACGGGAACACUCGCGAUGUCGGGAGGAGGUCUUUUUGGAUCAUCAACUGUUGCUCAGCCUGCUGGCGGUGGGUUAUUUGGCGGGGGUGCCGCAACUACUGGCCAGACUUCGACUGGAUUUGGCGGAGGUCUUUUCGGCUCCACCACUCAACAGAAACCUGGAGGUCUGUUUGGUGGAACAUCAACUGGCGGAGGAGGCUUGUUUGGAGGUCAACAGCAGACAGGAUCUCUAUUUGGAGGUCAAUCCAAGCCAGCUACCGGUGGACUUUUUGGAGGACAGACGCAAACUUCAACAGCUGGGGGUUUAUUUGGAAGCACGGGUACCUUUGGCCAGCAACAACAAACAACCGGAGGCCUCUUUGGAUCAAAUUUUGGAGCACAGAACAAGGGUUUGACCCUUAACACAACUACCACCGCUUCUAUGUUCAAUUUUGGAGGGUCCACUACAACUUCACAAGCUGGAGGGCUUUUCGGUGCAACGCAAAACAAGCCAUUAUUCGGCGGAACUACUGGUGGAUUUGGCACAGCUGGAACUUCAACUGGCGGCGGUUUGUUUGGAGGUGGUCAGACCAGUACUGGGGGCGGGCUUUUCGGGAAUAAGCCUCUUGGAUUUGGAACAACUACGAGUACGGCUGGAGGCGGUCUUUUUGGAGCCCAGCCUCAACCGAAUGCCUUGGGACAAACUGGGUCACUUUUUGGAGGUGGACUAGGAGCAUCUACCCAGCAGCCGACUCUAGGCGGAGGACUAUUCGGGGCCCCAUAUACGGGGACAGGGUUAAAUUUCAACAAUCAAGUGGCUGCUCAACCAGUGCAGCUGCUGACUGAUCAAGCAACAGCAAAUGCUCAGCAUCAAAUGUUACAGCAACAGAUUCUAGGCCUAGCGAUGAGUCCUUACGGGGACUCGCCUCUAUUUCGAAACUCUCUAAUAGACAGCAAAUCUAAGAAAGAUGAAAUCACAAAGCCGAUCAACCCGUCGUCUCAGAAACCUUAUCUCUCGCCUGCGCAGCAUAAAAUCGAAUCGAAGCCAACUCUGAAAGUGAAAACAAACUCGUCUUUGAAACACGACAAGUUAUUUGAUGGGCUAGAUGAAGAGGAUUCGAAAUCUCCCCGACAAAGUUUUGUCCCCCGAAAGAACCCAAAAAAGUUGGUAAUUAAUGAAAAACAGGACAUGUCAUUUGCAAAUUUACCACUUUCAGUCUCUCUAAACAUGUCACAGGGAAGUUUGAAUUCAAGUGACUUGGUGAAGGGAAACCCGCAAGCUUUAGCAUUAUCGUUCCUGCUGUCUUCAGACAAAAGUUCGCCAUUACUCGGUCGAGAAUCAGCAGGAGCUAAAAUGCAAACUCCGAGUCGAGUCAACAGCGGUACUUCUAUGAGCAAAGAGCGAGAAACUUCAAGUGAAAGUGCUGAAAAAUCAACAAAGAAGAAACAAACCUCGUUUAACGACGAAAUAUCUCUAGAAUAUCCGAUUACUGCGACUGAAAGUACGACAAUUGAGUUGAGUGACGAGACCCCUAGAACGCAAAAAUGGGCUACGAAAGUGCCGACUCUGGGCGGAGUUUUGAGUGACAAAAACACCCCACCCGCUGUCACGCCUAUACGUCCGGUAGAAUCAUCUGUUCAACGUAGUUCAUCGAAUGCUGUGAAAACUGUUAACACUUCGACUGAAAGCGUGAACAGUCCUCUGACAGAUAUUAGAGAAGGUUUGAACCAAUCGAGAAAUUCGGAGAAGGAAAACUCCGGUAGUCUGAGACGCGCUCCUAUUACCAGUCCCAAGCUUACCAGCGAGAGUAGCGAAAUUAUAUCGAAGCCGAAAAGUGCAAAACUAGCUGUGAAACUUACACGCCCUGAGUACUUCACUGACCCUGAGAAGAGUGUUUUGGAUGAUAUCUUGCAGAAAACAGGAAAAUGCGUGGUCGAAAAUUUCACAAUUGGUAGAGUAGGAUACGGAAGUGUCCAUUUUCCAGGAAAAACAGAUAUUACUGCAAUGGAUCUGGACGAAAUUGUUCAUAUCAGAAGAAAGGAAGUUACUGUUUACCCGGACGAUGAACAAAAACCCCCUCUUGGGUAUGGCCUGAACAAAAAAGCCGUCGUAACGUUGGAUAAAGUUUGGCCUAAUGACAAAAGCUCUCAUUUGCCCAUCACAUCGCCUCAGAAGCUAUCCUUGAUGGGCUAUCAAGAUAAAAUUGAAAGGUCAACUGCGAAACUGGAAGCGAAGUUCAUAGAGUACAGACCCGAAACCGGAUCGUGGGUAUUUGAGGUCAAACAUUUUUCCAAAUACAGUUUGGCGGAUGAAAGUGACGAUGAAGAUAGCGACACUGCGAGAAAAGGUGCGCCAGCUAUUCAAGCAAGAAGUAAAACACUUGGCUCGGCAUCUGCUCCGGAUGAAACUUAUGUAGUGGCUAAUCCCUCUAUCAAGAAAGUAGGUGGAUUUACUGCAAAAACGAGAACGGGAUCGAACAAAGAUUCAAUUGGAGUAUCUUCUCGUGGUUUAGGUGGUGGGGACUCUUUGUCAAGUGAGUUUUACCCGACCUAUGAUGUAAUUUCUGACACUGAGAGAACGGAUAGGUUGAACAAUAAUUCAAAGUUCUCAGGUGAGUUCGGAAUGGGGCACAGUUUCUCGCUCUCUCGUCAAGGACUCAACAGCGGUUCGAUAAGCUCAAUGAUAUCGCAAAGGCUCUCCAAGUUGGAUCCAAUGCAAGACGCUCUAUUCGCAAUUCCUGAAGAUUAUGGAUCUCAUGAGGACGAGGAUCCGUGGUCUCGAUCGAAAUUGAAGCGCAAAUCAAACUUGGGACAAAAAGAAAGAGCCGAUUAUUUGAUGAAGAAAUAUCGAUUAGAGAAAUUUGAAAAGACGCGAAGUGAAAAUCUCCAGGAAAAUGUCCCGAAUUUUGAAGGAAUUGACCUGGAUGCAAUGGCUGAACUGGACUUGAAAGAAGCAAACCCUUUAGAAGGUGUUGGCAAUAAUGCCCAAUUCAGGGUUUCUUGGAAAAACUCUGAACAAGCUAUUUCGUGUCCGAUUUCACACAGCUUCGCCCAGAAGAUUUCGCUGUUUAAGAAAAAAGAGGCGUCCUUCCAAGUCAUUGUGAGCAAUGUUUUCACUCCUGAAAAUAACUCAUUCGACGCUGAGAUGACUCAAAAUGUGCUGAAAAAAGUGUUCGAUUUCAGCGCAAGUGAUAUGAGCGAAUACUUUCCAUGCUUCAGCAUAAUGGAGACAACAGAUUUUGUUGAAGACUUGGACGCAGUUGUCACUGAAAAUGGAUCGUUCAAACAAGCAGUGACUCUUUCAAAAGCUCUUUUCGGCCGAAUUGAUCGUGAGUUGCUGCAGCCGAAUCCAACAGGCGACUCUUACGAAGUUCGGCAGUAUAGGAGAAAAGCUUUUUCUGAUUGGCUGACGACUGCUCUCGAAGAAGAGUUAUGUAAUGAUUACGCAACCACUAAAAAAUCCAUGAGUCAAAUAGAUGUGUUUGAACAAAUUUUGAUGUUCUAUUCAUGUAAUCAGAAAGAAAAAGCGCUCAGAGCUGCUCUGAAUGCGAAUUGUCCCCGCUUGGCACUAAUAUUGGCACAAGAUAACACAUCAGAAUUUCGAAAAACGAUAGCUCUACUCGAAACAGAGCUGAACAAUUUGAAUUUGCCCAAACAUAUGAAUUCGAACUACGUGAUGCUGCUGAAACUUCUGUCUGGAGAUAUUUUUUCAGGCAAUAUUGAAAAUAGCGAUGAAUUGUGCACCGAAUUUUUCCAGACGUUUUCCUGGAAAAGAGCGCUGGGAGCGUGUCUUUGGUUUUUGACCGAUCAGAACUCGUCAAUUGCCGAGGUUGUAAACUUGUAUGAAACUUACUGCAAUUCGGGAAUUAUGCAGCGACCUUUCGUCACGUUGGAAGAAACAGAAAACAAUCCGCUGGACUAUUUUGAUGCUUCUUAUUACAUUCUACAGCUGUUCGUGGAGCCGACUUCAAAACCAGAAGACGUUCUGAACCCUUUGACUUUUGGGCACAAUAUCACCGACUAUCUAGCGGCGUGGUCUUUACUAAUGAGUUUGAACACUCUUGGGUUUAUAAAUAUUGAAGUUAAGUCUAGAAAUAGUGUUAUUACUAGCUUUGCUUGGCAAUUAGAACGUGAACAAUUAUGGCAAUGGACAGUUUUUGUGCUCAGUUUUCUGAAAGCGGACAAAGCUCGAAAAAGUUCUAUCCAGAAUUUAUUGGAUCGAAAUUGUUCCGCAAGUGAACAGUUUUCAAACCAAGAGCAGUUUCUGGUUGAACAACUUGGUUUCGAUUUCUCAACAAUUCGAAGAAGUAAAGCACUGAGGGCUAAGAUGGAAGGUGAUUAUAACAUGGAGCUCCAUCAUUUAGUUGAAGCUCAAGACUGGAAUGAAGUUCAUUCUAUGUUGGUCUUCCAAGGAUUAGCAGCUGAUCUUUACUUCGAUCAAAGCACUGACACUCUGAUGAAUAUUUUGACAAACCUAGAUGCGAAUUCUUUUGCGAUUCCGAAUUGGCGCACUCAAGGUGGAAUUUUGUUCGACUAUUUUGUACUAAAAGAGUCGAGACAAAAUUUGACCCACAGGCUGAACACCUCAAAUGACGAUGAUGUGACGGAUUUAUUGACAAGCGUGCACGAUUCGUAUCUGUUAAUAGCGAGAAAGUUGCCUGAAUUCCCAGUUAAAACGGAUCGUAUGAAAUUUUUACUGGCUGAGAUUUCAGAAAGCGUGUUGGUUGGUGUCCGUGAUUUGAGUAAAUUUGACUGUUCUUCAAUGGCCUUGGAAGACAUAAAGAAAGUGCCGCUUUUCAAUGAUCAAAUUGUAGCUCAGUUGAACUAUUUGGGAUCUGACACUGUCAAGGUCAUGACUGAAGAUGAAGACGAAGAAAGCAUGAACGAAAACUUUGAAGAUAAUGAACAGAUUGAUGAUCGCUCGUUCUCCAGAAGCAGUUUCAGCUAAAAAUCUAAAACGUUUUGAAUGUGAUAUAAAAUAAAGUUCAAUUAAACCAACUGAAUCUACGAUGCUACUGUUUAUUUUGUCUUUUUUGAAGAAUUUUAAAAUUCUCAUGAGUAGCUAAUCCUAUUGUUUUUCUGAGCAAUGAUAUCUGAUUCGCUUUGAUAUUCAAAUGGCCUGUUAAUUAGUUGAAACGCCGCUGCUAGUUUGUUGUGAGUUUUUGAGAUAUUUGAUUAAUUUUAAUUUCAUAUCAAAUUCA
Symsagittifera roscoffensis is the source of this 5754-nucleotide messenger RNA. Its product is annotated as nuclear pore complex protein Nup98-Nup96-like. NCBI's taxonomy places the organism in Eukaryota, Metazoa, Xenacoelomorpha, Acoela, Convolutidae. Gene Ontology annotation, molecular function: RNA binding; structural constituent of nuclear pore. The record is from RefSeq and is a predicted model, not a curated record. Gene Ontology annotation, cellular component: nuclear pore; nuclear pore cytoplasmic filaments. The transcript has a single exon. Gene Ontology annotation, biological process: telomere tethering at nuclear periphery; RNA export from nucleus; post-transcriptional tethering of RNA polymerase II gene DNA at nuclear periphery. Bases 12 to 5501 code for a protein of 1829 amino acids.